Messenger RNA from Lizanozyma spartinae, 444 nucleotides. Its product is annotated as guanine nucleotide exchange factor. Gene Ontology annotation, biological process: post-Golgi vesicle-mediated transport; small GTPase-mediated signal transduction. Lineage: Eukaryota; Fungi; Ascomycota; Pichiomycetes; Serinales; Debaryomycetaceae. The transcript has a single exon. Gene Ontology annotation, cellular component: membrane; cytosol. The record is from RefSeq and is a predicted model, not a curated record. Gene Ontology annotation, molecular function: guanyl-nucleotide exchange factor activity; zinc ion binding. The coding region runs from base 1 to 444 and encodes 147 amino acids.
AUGUCUGAUACCAAACACUGGAAUGAAACAUCUACUUCAGAUGUUGGAGUGAUCCGAUGUCCCUUCUCUGGUUGUAAUACACGUAUCAUUACCAGGGAUGACACGCUUAAUGAAUCGAUCCAAAUCGUCAAGAACUCUCCAUCGAUGCUUCAGUCAACAUCAAUACAAGAAGAGAAAGACAAUGACAAUCACACUUGUUUCUUUAAGAUUAACGAUGUUUGGGAUUUUGACAACAUCGGGGUCUCUAGGCCUGCUGCUGACUUGAACCAUCCCAAGUUUGGUGGUGAAGAUGAUGCGUCUUCUGAGUUCAAAAUUGAACGUUUAUUGAUCUGUAGUGAAUGUGACCGAGGUCCUUUGGGGUUUGCUGGCUUCUUUAACGGUGAAAAUGAUGUCCAGAAGUUAUCCUACUACUUAUCGUGUUCCAGUGUAGUGUAUUCCACAUAA